CGCCCUUAUGUGGUAAAUACCUAUUUAUUUACUUUGUGUUCUGUCUUUGUUAUCACAUUUUAAAUUGAGUGUUGUGUUGACAGUUGAAUCCAGUGAGGGUGAACUCCCUGAUUCUGCGAUGUGGCCAACCGGUAAGGUGCACAGAAGACCAAGGCCUUCUACUUCAGCGCAGACCCCUCAGAUCCACAAAAGGCCUCCAAUCAUUGAGAACUGUGGGCAGGAACAGACAUCUGGGGAUGGACGGGACAUGAAUUCAGAGCCUCUCAGCCAGUCUGGAAGGGUGACUCGGCUGAUGGAGAGAAAUUAUGAUGGGGUGAUCUCAUCCUCCAACUCUGAUGACAUCUCUAUCUACUCCUUCACUGACUGUGAAUCUGAGAGCCCAGGGAAAGUCUCUGGUCCUGUGUCUGGCCUCUCUCCUCUUGUGACCUCAGCACCCCGGACCCUGGCUGAAGCCCUACAAGCCCUGCCCUCUGCUGUGGCCCGUCCCUCCCAAAAGGAUGUCCCAAAGCUUCCGACACCUCCAAGCCCUGUCUCUGUCAUUGUUGCUUCGCCUGCUGUGGAGUACUUACCAUACCACCACAGCCCUCGCCUGGCCCCAAUCACCAACCUGAGUGAGAACGGCAGGAAGCUGCUCCAGAAAAUGUCAGGAGUGACGCCACAGGAAAGGAAGGUCAAAAGGAAAAAGACCAAGGGAAAAAAGCAAGUGAAGAAAGAGAAGGCCAGUAAGAUGCAGCAGGUGGAAAAUGUUGGAGAAAGUAAGGAGGACAAGAAAGAGGAAAAGAAGAGUCUGAGGAAGAGGUGA
Messenger RNA from Oncorhynchus nerka (sockeye salmon), 802 nucleotides. RefSeq lists its product as uncharacterized. The record is from RefSeq and is a predicted model, not a curated record. The transcript is spliced from 6 exons. The coding region runs from base 119 to 802 and encodes 227 amino acids. Lineage: Eukaryota; Metazoa; Chordata; Actinopteri; Salmoniformes; Salmonidae.